Molecule: messenger RNA, 2031 nt
Organism: Naegleria gruberi
Lineage: Eukaryota; Heterolobosea; Eutetramitea; Acrasida; Naegleriidae
Exons: 4
Coding region: 1-2031 (676 amino acids)
Biological process (GO): neuron development; heterophilic cell-cell adhesion
Cellular component (GO): neuron projection
Molecular function (GO): protein homodimerization activity; cell adhesion molecule binding; protein heterodimerization activity
Source: RefSeq, a predicted model, not a curated record
AUGUCAAUUUCAAUUGAUUUAGUCAAGUAUUUAUUGAGAAAGAGUAUGAUCUGUGACAUGAUGUACUAUGUGGUAUCAAUUCUAGACUUGUUAUACACCUCUUCUGUAGCCAUCAAAGAUUUUUAUGUAAACGACAACGGUAAUGUAUACUACACUGAGAGUGGUGCUCUUAAACUUUUCACACCUGCCACUGCCAAUGCUAACACUGGUACAAUAACGUCCUAUGCUGGUAAUAGUGCUGGAACAUAUAAUGAUGGAGAAACUCUGGCUUAUACCAAGUUCAACACACUUGUAGGUUUGACUUUUUCCAGCGAUAACAACUUGAUGUUAAUUGCAGAAAGUGAUGAACUCAGAAAAAUUUACAUGGUGUGUGAUGCAAAUUAUGGUGGAGGUUAUUGUAAUCUACCCUAUUGUUACUCGAUUAGAUCUGAUGACUCCACUGUUUGUAAUUCAAAUGGAAAUUGUAUAGAUGUUAACAAUUGUUCGUGUUCAUAUGGUUACUCAGGUGCUAAUUGUUCUUCUUGGACUUGUAAUGGAUAUUCAAAUUCUCUUACAACUGGCUGUUCUAAUCAUGGUACUUGUGCAUCAUAUAACACUUGUAGCUGCUCAUCUAAUUAUUAUGGCUCUAAUUGCUCAAUUACAACAUGUAAUGAUAUUUAUUCUAAUUCAAGUGAAGUUUGCUCAGGAAAAGGAAUAUGUGUAGAUUAUAAUUCAUGUUCUUGCGUUUCAAAUUAUUAUGGACCUGAUUGUGAAAAUUUUGAUUGCUACUCUGUACCAAAAACAAAUUCUGAUGUUUGCUCAGGACAUGGUUCAUGCACUGAUUAUAAUUCAUGUUCAUGUUAUUUAAAUUAUUAUGGCUCUAAUUGCUCAAUUACAACAUGUAAUGAUAUUUAUUCUAAUUCAAGUGAAGUUUGUUUAGGAAGAGGUAUAUGUGCUGAAGUAGACGAUUGCCAUUGUGAAUUUGAUUUUACAGGCAAUAAUUGCCAAAAUUACGACUGUUCUGGAAUUUCUUUUGACAAUUCCAGUGUCUGCUCUUCCAGAGGAUUGUGUUCAUCUCCAAAUAAUUGUUCUUGUCAAAGUGGGUUUUUUGGAAAUGAGUGUCAACACCAUAAUUGUUAUGGAAUUCUCGGUAGUUCGUCUCAAGUUUGUUCCUCAAGUGGUGUAUGUUCAUCCCCAAAUAAUUGCACCUGUAAUGAUGGUUACACUGGUGAUGAAUGUCACUUUACUUCCUGUUAUGGCGUUUCUUCUAAUAAUUCAAAGGUUUGUUCAGGUCAUGGAGAUUGCAGCUUUUAUAACAAUUGUACCUGUGAAAGUGGAUAUUUUGGAAAUGAUUGCUUCUUCUAUAAUUGUUUUGGUAUUCUGAAUACCAAUAGUUCAGUAUGUUCUGGAAAUGGUAACUGUACAAUGCAUGAUACAUGCUCGUGUAAAUCUCAUUUUACUGGAUUAAGUUGUAAUGUGACAAUUUUACAAAAUAGUACAAUUAUUAGCAAUAUUUCUUUUGCUAACACUACUUUUAAUAAUACUUCUAUGAAUGAAACAUCUUACUUUAACGAAACUAUAAUGAGCAACAUAUCAAUAACUAAUGGCACUUCAAAUUAUAUUUCUUUGAGUAAUAAUACUGUAAAUACCACUUCCUUAAAUGAUACAGUGCACUUUAAUGAAACCAAAAUGAACCCUAGCAAAUCAAUAACCAACAGUAGUUUGAACUAUAUUUCUUUAAAUGAUACUGCUUAUUUCAACGAAACCAAAAUGAACAAUAACUCUUCUCAUAACUCAACUUCCAACACUAAUGAAACGGAUGUAAAUUCUCCCCUCCUUCAACCCACUAUCAACAAUACCAUUAUUAACAGUAACGUCUCUGCUGAGUCCUCACAAAUUUAUUUACUAGUUUCGUGUUUUGGUGUUCUGAAUAGUAAUAGUUCUGUCUGCUCAGGAAAUGGUAAUUGUACAAUGAAUGAUACAUACUAUAUAAUCUCAUUAAAGGAUUUUGAAAUUAACAUUCUUCCUAUAGUUUCAUUUUACAAAUUUUAA